Chinchilla lanigera (long-tailed chinchilla) is the source of this 761-nucleotide messenger RNA. RefSeq names its product ribonuclease, RNase A family, k6 (gene Rnase6). Gene Ontology annotation, biological process: innate immune response; defense response to Gram-positive bacterium; defense response to Gram-negative bacterium. NCBI's taxonomy places the organism in Eukaryota, Metazoa, Chordata, Mammalia, Rodentia, Chinchillidae. The record is from RefSeq and is a predicted model, not a curated record. Gene Ontology annotation, molecular function: RNA nuclease activity; nucleic acid binding. The coding region runs from base 234 to 689 and encodes 151 amino acids. The transcript has 2 exons.
AGCGAUGAUGAUAUGAAUUUCAAGCGGAGAUUAAAGUCUCCAGGCUCAUCUUCACUGCAGAAGAAGUUCACAUCUACAAAGGGGCAGGUUUUCUUUCCUGGGGUUCAGAAUAUUCCUUCCUCCACCUGGCACAGCAGUGCUGGUCAGUUGGGGAGAAAAAAAGAAAGAAUCCACUGAACCUGGACUAAGCACUGCUCUGAGCUCAGCAGGCACCCAGCACAGACACGGAGAAGAUGGGGCGAGGUGUGAGACUCCCUCUCCUCUUGCUGCUGGGGCUGCCUGGGCUACUGUGUCCACUGUGGGCUUCGCCUAAGAGGCUCACCAGGGCCCAGUGGUUCGAGAUCCAGCACAUACAGCCGAGUCCUCUCCAGUGCAGCUCAGCAAUGAGUCGUGUCAACAGUUACACCCAGCACUGUAAGCCUCUAAACACCUUUCUGCACGAUUCUUUCCAAAACGUGAGCGAUUCCUGCAUCUUGCCCAACAUCAUCUGCAAGAAUGGUCAGAACAACUGCCACCAGAGUGCAAGUCCUGUCAAGCUGACCAACUGCAAUCUCACGGGAGGGAAGUACCCUAACUGUCGUUACAAGGACGCUGCCCAGUUCAAAUUCUUCGUGGUGGCCUGUGAGCCACCUCAGAAGAGUGAUCCUCCGUAUCCGUUGGUUCCUGUACACUUAGAUAAGAUUGUCUGAGGGCUCAUUACCUUUCCUUCCUUUUGACAUCUCGAAAGGCGAAACAAGAAUAUAAGUACUUAUGAUGAGCGA